Messenger RNA from Rotaria sordida, 1068 nucleotides. The record is from the annotation of a GenBank genome assembly. NCBI's taxonomy places the organism in Eukaryota, Metazoa, Rotifera, Eurotatoria, Philodinida, Philodinidae.
AUGGUUAGAAAGUGGGAGAUUAUUGAAAGCAAAAAUCGUUUUUAUUGCGAUGGACGCUGUUUAACUGGUCGUAAUAUUGGAGUAUUCAUUCUUGCUCUUGUCUUGAUUAUUGUUACAUCAGGACUAUUCUUCGCAUUCGAUUGUCCCUAUCUAGCCAAUCGACUCCAUCCAGCUAUACCAGUUUUUGCUGCUAUUAUAUUUCUAACUGUUAUUUGUUUUAUUUUUCGUACGGCCUGUUCAGAUCCUGGUAUACUUCCACGAGGAACAUCGGAUGAAAUACUCUACCUUGAACGAUCAAAUGUUUCAAAUAGUCCACAAAGUGUUGCAUUACCAGGUCGUACAAUCGAAGUUCAAAUGAGUAGUGGACAUGUGAUUCAGUUAAAAUUUUGUUCAACAUGUAAAAUUUUUCGACCACCACGCGUAUCACAUUGUUCAUUAUGUGAUGCAUGUAUUGCAAAUUUCGAUCAUCAUUGUCCGUGGGUUGGAAAUUGUGUUGGCUUACGAAAUUACAGAUAUUUUUAUUUAUUCUUAUUUUCAUUAUCAAUUUUAUGUGCAUACAUAUUUGCUUUUAAUAUAACACAUGUUGUUUUACGAGCUCAAGAAAAACCAUCAUUUAUUGAUGCAAUUCGAGAUACACCAGCAACAGUAGUUGAAGCAAUAAUUUGUUUUUUUUCCAUUUGGUCCAUUGUUGGUCUUUGGGGAUAUCAUACAUAUUUAAUUUGUCGUAGUAUAACAACAAAUGAAGAUAUUAAAAAUACAUGGAAUGCAUCUCGACCUGGCAUGACUAUGAAAAAUCCUUAUUCAAAAGGACAUUCAUGUUUAAAUUGUUUUUCAAUAUUAUGUGGACCAUUACCACCAAGUUUUCUUAAUUUAAGAGCUAUAGUUAAACCAGAUGAUCAUAUUAAUAUGACAAGAAAUGCCAUGAUGAAUACUAAUAAUGCUCAAGACUUGAUAAGAUAUCAACAUGAAGAAAACCGUCGUACGAAUAAUAAUCGAGUGUAUACAACAAUGACACAUCCAUAUUCCGAACGAAAACAAAAUAGUUAUCCACCGCGUGAUUAUGUUUAA